Mytilus trossulus (common blue mussel) is the source of this 969-nucleotide messenger RNA. RefSeq lists its product as uncharacterized. The record is from RefSeq and is a predicted model, not a curated record. The transcript has a single exon. Gene Ontology annotation, molecular function: single-stranded RNA binding. NCBI's taxonomy places the organism in Eukaryota, Metazoa, Mollusca, Bivalvia, Mytilida, Mytilidae. Gene Ontology annotation, cellular component: ribonucleoprotein complex. The coding region runs from base 1 to 969 and encodes 322 amino acids. Gene Ontology annotation, biological process: retrotransposition.
AUGUCUUCAGGGCAAAAUUUAGCUGGUUUAAAAUCAACAAACAAAAGACCUACUACUAAACCUGUGAAUACUGUUCAGACAUUGCUUGCAGCAAAAGUAGAUAAGAAUAAACCACCACCUAGUAAACGAACUCAUUCAGACGUAUCUAAUGAAUCAAACAAUAGUUUAGACUUAUCUGGCAUAAUGAACUUUCAAAAGGAUAUUGAUGAAAUUAAAAUCAAACUUGAAGGUGUGACAAGGAGAGAGGACCUUGAUAGAGUAACAAAAGAUCUGAUUAAAACUAGUGAUCUUGAGCAAGUUGUUACUUUAAUUGUCAAAAAGCUGAUGAAUGAAUUUAAAAUAACUGUACAAAAGAAGAUUGAUGAAAAAGUGGAAGAAGUUAAAAAUGAAAUGCAGGAAAAAUUUGAUGCUUUAACUAUAGAAAAUGAAGACCUGAAAAAUAAGAUACAAGCUAUACAGUAUUCCAAUACAACAAUUAGAAGAGACUUAAACGAAACAAGUCGACUUUCAAGACAGGCUGAUAUAAGCAGCAAUUAUAACGAGCAGUACUCGAGAAAAAAUAACAUUAAAAUAAUAAAUUUUCCAAGAAAGGAUAAACAAGAUCUUAGAAAGGACUUUAUGGAAACUGUGAAAAAAGAACUAAAUGUGCAAUUAGAAAACAGAGAUGUGGUUGCAAUCCAUCGUAUACCAUCCCAAAAGGCUGGGCCCUAUCCAGUUAUUGUCAAGCUAUUCAGUAGUGAUGUUAAGCGCCAAAUUAUGAGAUGUAGGAAAGAAUUGACCAGUAAAAUUAGAUUUGUGGAUGACGUUACUCAAAGAAACAUGAGUUUAAUUGAGAGACUUAGAAAAACUGACGAGUUUGAGUCUGUCUGGUACUUUAAUUGUGGAAUUUAUGGUAGAACACCUGCAGGACUUCAGCUGAAAUUUGGACUAUAUGAUGACAUUCAUUACAGAGUACAGCAAGGGAAAUAG